AUGCUCACCAACUGGAUCUACGUUUUUCUGCCAAGAAUUUCCUGUGCUUUGGCAUGGGUUGUAAACCCUAUUUUCAUUUAUUUGAUUUUUACGGAAAGUUCAAAUAAAUUCGGAAACUAUCGGUUUCUUCUUUUGUAUUUUGCACUUUUCAAUCUAACCUAUUCAAUUGUAAAUAUAGUUGUUCCAAUUGACAUCAUAACCUACCGUUACUCUUACAUGGUAAUCCUGAGAGAUGGUUGGUUUGUGGAACUCUCCGACUUCAACUUCAGCUUGUUGUCAGCACGUUGCUCAUUGGUCGGUGCAACAUUCGCUCUUAUCCUUGUUCAUUUCGUAUAUCGAUACUUGGCCAUCCAGAAUUCUUCUCUGACACGAGAAAACUUUCAUUGGUAUAUGACCGGAUCGAUCUUUGUCUCAGUUUUCCAUUUUUCUAUUUGGCACUUGACUUGCAUGUACUUCACGCAUGCUGAGGUUGAAAUGAGACAGUAUGUGAUUCCUGGUAUAAGAAGAACUUUUGGUAACGAAACAAUUGAUUUCAAUAUUCUUGGAGGUGCUUUUCAUGAAGUACCGAACAAUGUCAUAAAACGAACUUGGAUUGCCGUGGCAAUAUGCACAUCUAUCUCCGUUCUGACUGUUACACAAUUCAUUGUUUUGAGUAGAAUGAUAAUCAACAAGCUCAACAGUAUGUCCAUCACGGUAAGCAAAAAAAUUGCACGUUUCCAAUUUGAACUUCUUCGUGCUCUGAUCGUUCAAACGACCAUACCAAUUGUAAUCAGUUUUGCUCCGUGUUUGUUUUGUUGGUUCAUUCCCAUUUCUGGAAUCGAGUUGCCAAGACCGUUUAACUACUAUGAAGUCAGUGCUUUUGGGAUUUUUCCAUUCGUCGAUCCAAUUGCAAUCAUCUUAUGCCUCCCCAUCUUCCGAGCCCGAGUUUUUAGUUUUUUGAGUUCAAUUGCUUCAGUUUCCUCUGAAAAACCCAGUUGUGCUUCACCAACCAAAUAA
Molecule: messenger RNA, 996 nt
Organism: Caenorhabditis elegans
Lineage: Eukaryota; Metazoa; Nematoda; Chromadorea; Rhabditida; Rhabditidae
Gene: srj-40
Product: Serpentine Receptor, class J
Exons: 5
Coding region: 1-996 (331 amino acids)
Source: RefSeq, marked reviewed